Molecule: messenger RNA, 3621 nt
Organism: Tremella mesenterica DSM 1558
Lineage: Eukaryota; Fungi; Basidiomycota; Tremellomycetes; Tremellales; Tremellaceae
Exons: 15
Coding region: 1-3621 (1206 amino acids)
Biological process (GO): mitotic sister chromatid cohesion
Cellular component (GO): chromosome
Molecular function (GO): ATP hydrolysis activity; double-stranded DNA binding; cohesin loader activity
Source: RefSeq, a predicted model, not a curated record
AUGUACAUCAAAACUAUCACUAUUCAAGGGUUCAAGUCUUAUCGUGAUCAAGUCGCAGUAGAACCUUUCUCACCUAAACAUAAUGUCGUAGUCGGACGAAAUGGUAGUGGGAAAUCUAAUUUCUUUUCUGCAAUUCGCUUCGUCCUCUCCGAUCAAUAUACUUCUAUGACAAGGGAAGAAAGACAGAAUUUGUUACAUGCAGGUACAAGUACGAGUGCUACUUUGUCUGCCUAUGUGGAAAUUGUCUUUGACAAUACCGAUGGUCGAUUUCCUACGAAUCUCCCGGAAAUGCACCUCCGUCGAACGAUCGGGUUGAAGAAAGAUGAAUAUUCGCUAGACCGAAAGUCUGCCAGUAAGGCCGAAGUUAUGAACCUCCUCGAGAGUGCGGGAUUCUCAAGAAGUAAUCCUUACUACAUCGUACCACAAGGCAGGAUCACCCACUUAACCAACAUGGGCGAUAAAGAACGACUGAAUCUGCUCAAAGAAGUCGCUGGUACUAAAGUGUACGAACAGAAGCGAGCAGAGUCGACAAAACUCAUCGAGGAAACAGAAGCCAAGCGCUCAAAAAUCUUCGACCUGCUUCAAUACAUUGAAGAUCGUCUCACCGAGCUGGAGGAGGAAAAGGCGGAAUUGGCCGAAUUCCAGAAAAGUGACAAAGAAAGACGAUGUUUGGAGUAUGCGCUGCAUCAAAAGGAGCUCGAAGAUGUCACCAGCGCCAUCGAACAGAUCGAAGCGGAGAGGAUGAACGACUUGCAUAACAGUAAUGAGAAACGAAAGGAGUUCAAUAAGAGAGAAGCAGUGGUACAGCAAUACGAAGAAGCUCUGACGACCGCGAAACAUGCCCUCUCCACCACUUCCCUCGCUUUACGGCAAUACGAAUCUGAAAUGGCCGAGCUGGUCCGUGCGAAGACCGAGAUAGAGUGUUUGCUUGAGGACUUUGCUCAGGCCGGUGAGUCAAGUGAAGAGAAGCGUGGACAACUGUCAGGCGAGCUGGAGAGUCUUGAGGCACGGUUGGAGGAGGCCAGUGAUCGGUUAGUUGACUUGGGUGCCGAGCUGGAGGACCGAGUGGCCGAGGAGAGGGAAGCCAAAGAAGCGCUGGACAUCACACAAUCCAAGCUCAAAGUGUUAUAUGAGAAACAAGGUCGUUCUCGACAAUUCACCUCUCAAGCUGAACGUGAUAAAUACCUCAAAGAUGAGAUCAAAGCUUUGAAAACGUACGAAAAGGCUCAACAACAACGAAUCGACGAUCUCAAUCGGGAUGUCGAAGGUGCGAAAAGUCAACUCGAGGAAAUCGUCACUCGAUCAAGGGAACAAACUCAAGGCGAGGAAGCUAGAAGAGAAUCUCUUCGCCAAAUGGGUGAAGAAGUGUCGCAAUUGAAGAAAAAGGUCGAUGCGAUGCAGGAAGAACGAAAAAAUCUCUGGAGAGAAGAUGCCAGAUUGAGUCAUAACGUCUCCAACGCAAAGGGAGAGAUGGAAACGGCCGAACGAACUCUUCAUGGGAUGAUGGACAAAGAUACCAACAACGGCUUAAGAUCUGUCAAACGGAUCGCAAGACAACUCAACCUCAACGGUGUAUAUGGAGCGCUGUAUGAGUUGUUCGAGGUAUCUGAUCGGUACAAGACCGCUGUCGAGGUGACGGCAAGCAAUAGCUUGUUCCAUGUGGUCGUAGAUAAUGACGAUACCGCCAGUAAGAUAUUGGACGUGAUGAAUAAAGAGAAAAGUGGAAGAGUCACUUUUAUGCCCUUGAAUAGGUUGAAGAGCGUCGCUGUGAAUUAUCCAAAGGCCAAUGAUGCGCUACCAAUGAUUCAGAAGCUCAAGUUUGAUCGAGCGUACAUUAUGGCUUUUGAGCAGGUCUUUGGCCGUACGAUCAUCUGUGAAGAUCUCGCUACCGCCGCCCAAUACACACGAAGUCACGGUCUGAAUGCCGUCACUGUCGAAGGUGAUCGUGUAGAUCGCAAAGGUUCUCUCACAGGUGGUUAUCACGACGUCCGUCGAUCUCGUCUAGACGCCGUCAAAGCAGUCAAAAAGUGGAGGGAGACAUACGAAACUGAUUCUACCCGACAUGCCGAGAUCAAAAGUAAUAUCACUCAAUAUGAACAACAGAUUUCCCAAGCUAUGGGUCAAAUACAAGUCAUCGAGGCUAAACGUAAACAAAUACUCGAUCAACGUGCUCUUAUCAGCGCUCAGGCCGGAUGGAGUAAUAGAGAUGAAGAACAAGUCAGAAGACGUGUGUCGAAACUUGAAGCAUCUGUAGGAGAAGCAGAGUCAGAAUUGAGAGAUACCAGAGAAAAGAUAGGGUCUUACGAGGCUGAAUUGAAAGUUCCAAUGACACAACAACUUUCUUCGGAGGAGAAGAAAGCUUUGGAAAGAUUGACAAAAGAUGCAGAGAAACAGAAACAAACUUUAGUUACUGCUUCUCAGGCAAGAGUUAAGGCAUCUUCUGAAAGAAGUAAAUUGGAAGUUGAAUUAUCUGAGAGUUUAAGGAGGAGGAGAGAAGAGUUGAGGAGGAAAUUAGAUGAUUUGGAAGGUGAUGCAGGUGCAGGAGUUUUGCAAGUUGGUGAAGUUGAAUUGAGAAAUUCGGAACUUCGACAAUUGAUCAGGUCCAUUGAACAAUUGUCAGAUCAAGUGAACGAGAGCGAACGUAAAGUGGAAGAAUACACCAACGAGAUUUCUGAGCUAUCUACCAAAUUGGACGAAGCUCAAACCGAACAAGCAGAAAACACCCGUGCCAUUAUCCGAGUCCAAAAGAACUCCGAAAGGUAUCUAACCAAAAGACAAACCCUCAUCACACGUCGAGACGAAUGUACGAAUUCCAUCCGUGAUCUAGGUGUAUUACCAGAUGAAGCAUAUACGAAAUAUACCGAUACGAGACCUGAUAAACUUGUUAAGAAAUUACAUAAAGUUAAUGAAAGUUUAAAGAAAUACGCUCAUGUGAACAAAAAAGCAUUUGAACAAUAUGCUAAUUUCGUGAAACAAAGGGACGAAUAUUUGAAAAGAAGAGAUGAAUUGGAUGCGGAUGCAACUAGGAUAGAAGAGUUGAUAGAGACUUUAGAUCAAAGGAAAGAUGAAGCUAUUGAAAGGACUUUUAAACAAGUAUCUAAAUAUUUCGAAGAGGUUUUUGAAGUUCUUGUACCGGCUGGAAAAGGGAGGUUGGUUAUGCAAAAGAGAAUUGCUGGGUAUGUUGACGAGGAAACUGAAGAGACACCACUUGCGGAAAGAGGAAAGAGUGAGAUUGAUAAUUAUUCUGGGGUGUCUAUCAAAGUCUCAUUCAACUCGAAAGACGACGAAGGUCAAAGAAUCCAACAACUUUCCGGGGGUCAAAAAUCUCUAGUGGCACUAGCGACAGUCUUCGCCAUUCAGAAAUGUGAUCCUGCCCCUUUUUACCUUUUCGACGAAAUCGAUGCCAACCUCGACGCUCAAUAUAGGACAGCAGUGGCAGGUAUGAUCCAUUCUUUGAGUGAAGGAGCUCAGUUCAUAACGACUACUUUCAAACCUGAACUCUUGGCAGAGGCUGAUAAAUUCUACGGAGUGUUUUUCGAUAAACAAAAAGUUAGUAGUAUAAAGACUAUCGAGAAGGAAGAUGCGUAUAGGUUUUUGGAGAAUGCUGCGCAGGUCGUGUAG